AUGACCACUGGCUCUCAGAGGUUGAGCUGUGAAGCCAUGGAAAGCCUGCUGCCUGCCUCCGGAUCCACUUUCCGGUUGAUCCUGGAGCACCUGCAGGGUGUUCUCCUGGUGGUUUCGGAAAGCUUGACUAACGUCCCGGGUCCCCCUGCCUUUCUCUGGGAGAUCCUGGUAUGUGCUGUGAUGAUAGUUGUGAUAGUGAAGAGGCGAUACACUUCAAAGAGUGCGAAGUUGCUGGGCCAAAAGAGUUCUGCCCACGAUGAAGUCUGUGGACCAUGCGGUGAGGAUGAGAAUGCUGGACCAAUGGCACAAGCUGAGGAAGCCCUCAGGUCCCCUGGGCUGGAGGCUAGUCCUCCCAGGUUACAAACCCUAGGUCAGUCGGCCAUGAGUGCAAUGCGGAGCAAGUCCUCAUUUCGGGACAAUGAUGACUUGCUGAAAAUGGGACGAGAGAGUCAGCCUCCUCGGUUUUCCCAAGUGACCGAUGGGAAACCCAUCUCAAAAGCAUCAAGGAAGAGUGGGGCCCAACCUCAGACGAAAAUGGAUGAUUCAAAGAAGACCACUCAUUUUCCAGAAGGUUCAGUUCUGCUCGCCCAAGAAAUUGCUAGAUGGCAGAUGAGAGUCCAGAAAAUGAAGGAGGAAGAAAGGUUGGAGCAGUCCAAGUCACAGAUGGGACAAGUCCUGAAUGGUAAGAUUACUACCUUGCUUGAGCCGCUCGGACAUUACAUGGAUGAUGGGAACCCCAGGGUCCCACGAAAGAAGGAAGCAGAAUAUGGUACUCCAUCCAUCCGUCGGUCAGAAGCUGAUAGGAAAGGUGUCAUUGGUGACGCUGACUUCAGUGGGUCCCUUUGGAGUCCUAAAGAAAUAGCCCAGCCACUGUGGGAAGAAAGACAAAGCAAUGAAGAGCUUUCAGGACAGAUAUCAAGUCUUGAAGCAGAAGAAGCAUCUCUGCUGGGUGAGAAUUCACAGCUGGAAAGAGAGAUUCGGCGGCUAAGGCUGAAGCUUCAAGUUCUGCCCCAAACGUUUGAAGAUCACAUAGCACAACUUCAGAAAAGAUGUCUUGAGGAGGAACUGAGCUGCUUAAACAUGGAGAAGAAGCUUGGCAGCGUGUGUAAAGCUGUGAAAUCUUUGAGCGAGGAUCGUGACCUCUAUAAGAGGAUGGCGGAGGACCUGGGCAAAGAACUGAUGAGAACAAACUGCUACCAUCAAAAGCAGAUCUGUGCCCAUGAGAAGCGAGCUCGAGCACUGGGGAUGGCAGCUGUGUCCACCCAGAGCAGGCUCAAGGAGCUAAGGAGAGAAAGUGACCGCAUGAGGCAGACGCUGGCCAAGCUCCACUGCAGGUUCCAGCCUUUCCCAAGGGGCCCUCACGCUCCUGCUGCUCCGCCCGCAGCCCACAGAGGCCCCAAAGGGUCAGGGCACCCCCCAGGUCCUCAGGCUCCCCAGGGAGCAGGAUGGUCAUGCGGAAACAUGUGGAUAGCAUCCUGCCUCACUGAGGCGUCCAGAAGCAGCCUCUGCGCUGUGAGUCGCCUCUCACAUCCCUCCAGUGGAGAGUACCCAGCUGCGCCAGGACCACCAGCCGACACCGCCAUCAGGGUGCAGAGGCUGCCCAGGAAGCCCCCAGUGAGAUGCCCAGAUGAGGAACGUCAGGCUGCCCAGGACGCAGCUCCCAGACAGCUCCAGGGCCCUCGGGAAGGGGAGGAGGCCAGGCUUAUCCGAAAGUCCUUCCGCUGUGCAAAGCCUGUCUCCUCUGCCGUUUUUAGCAGCGGCUUAACUCUGCCCUGGGCCUCCUGCGGUCAUCCCAGACUCUCCCUCCCCAUCGUCACUGGCGCCCCGCCGCCGGCUGACAGCCGGCCCGCUUCCCUGACAUUGUGA
Molecule: messenger RNA, 1866 nt
Organism: Rangifer tarandus platyrhynchus (Svalbard reindeer)
Lineage: Eukaryota; Metazoa; Chordata; Mammalia; Artiodactyla; Cervidae
Source: the annotation of a GenBank genome assembly